Messenger RNA from Arachis stenosperma, 948 nucleotides. RefSeq lists its product as uncharacterized. The transcript has a single exon. The record is from RefSeq and is a predicted model, not a curated record. Gene Ontology annotation, biological process: DNA integration. Bases 1 to 948 code for a protein of 315 amino acids. Lineage: Eukaryota; Viridiplantae; Streptophyta; Magnoliopsida; Fabales; Fabaceae. Gene Ontology annotation, molecular function: nucleic acid binding.
AUGCCUCAACAACCUAUGUUGUUCUGUGAGAUAUGUGAUGUAUGGGGCAUUGACUUUAUGGGACCGUUUCUCAACUCAAGUAGGUACCUAUAUAUCUUGUUAGCGGUGGACUACGUGUCAAAGUGGUUAGAAGCAAUACCUACUCGCCUUGAUGACACUAAUACCAUCAUUUCUUUUAUUAUGAAUAACAUUGUGUGCCGUUAUGGGUCACCACAAGCAAUCAUGAGCGACCAAGGAUCCCACUUUUGUAACAGGAAAGUAGAGGCACUGCUCAAGCGCUAUGAGGUAGUGCAUAAGGCUGCCACCGCUUAUCAUCCGCAAACCAACGGACAAGCAGAAGUGUCCAACUGGGAGAUUAAGAGAAUCUUAGAGAAAGUAGUCAAUCUGCAAAGGAAGGAUUGGAGCAUCCGGUUAGGGGAUGCACUAUGGGCGUAUAGAAUGGCCUACAAGACUCCGUUAGGGAUGAGUCCCUUCCGGAUCGUCUAUGGUAAGGCAUGCCACCUUCCGGUGGAAAUUGAGCACAGAGCUUAUUGGGCAGUAAAGCGGUGCAACAUGGAUUUGACCCUAGCAGGAGUAGCCAAAAAAUUACAGCUAGAGGAGCUCGAGUGUUUGAGGAACGAAGCGUAUGAGAAUGCCCGGAUUUACAAGCAAAAGACAAAGGCAUUCCAUGACCAUCACAUCCGGAAGAAGGAUUUCCAAGAUGGUGAUGAGGUUCUCCUCUACAAUUCGAGGCUUCGUUUCAUGCCUGGCAAGCUCCGCUCUAGAUGGGAAGGACUUUUCAAGGUGAAGGAGAUAAAGCCCUAUGGAGUAGUGGAAUUGUUUGAUCCUAAAAGUGAAGCAACUUUCAAGGUGAAUGGACAUAGAGUGAAGAAGUACCAUGGCUACAAGCUCCCAAAAGAGCAAGAGGUGUUCCUAUUGGAGGAUGCACCUAGAGAACGAGAAACUUGA